AUGGCGGAUUCUAAACCUGUUUUCUUCUUCGAUAUUGACAAUUGCCUCUACCCCAGGGGCAGUAAUAUUCAUGAUGAGAUGCAGAAACUGAUACACCAAUUCUUCGUCCGUCACCUCUCCCUCAAUGCUGACGAUGCCCACCUGCUGCAUACGAAGUAUUAUAAGGAGUAUGGCCUCGCCAUUGAAGGGCUUACACGUCACCAUAAGAUCGAUCCACUAGAGUUCAACCGCCAAGUCGACGAUGCUUUGCCGCUCGAUCAGAUCCUGAAGCCAGACCCGAAACUGCGCAAGUUGCUAGAGGACAUUGACCGGGACAAAGUGAAGAUGUGGCUCUUGACCAAUGCAUAUGUUACUCAUGCGAAUAGGGUAGUGAAAUUACUAGGGGUCGAAGAUCUUUUUGAGGGAAUCACCUACUGUGACUACGGUCAGACACCGCUCGUUUGCAAACCCACGCAGGCCAUGUACGAGAAGGCGGAGAAAGAGGCGGGUGCCCCGAGCACAGAGCAGUGCUAUUUUGUCGACGACUCCGGGUUGAAUUGCAAGCACGCUGCGGAUCGUGGUUGGCAAACGGUCCAUCUAGUAGAACAUGGCCUUCCUAUGCCCGAAGCCCCCGUCUCGCAGUUCCUGAUACGUGAUCUUGAGGAGCUGAGAACGUGCUUCCCGCAUUUGUUCAAGAGUUAA
Aspergillus ochraceoroseus IBT 24754 is the source of this 681-nucleotide messenger RNA. RefSeq names its product putative pyrimidine 5'-nucleotidase. The transcript has 5 exons. Lineage: Eukaryota; Fungi; Ascomycota; Eurotiomycetes; Eurotiales; Aspergillaceae. Bases 1 to 681 code for a protein of 226 amino acids. The record is from RefSeq and is a predicted model, not a curated record. Gene Ontology annotation, biological process: pyrimidine nucleobase metabolic process; nucleotide catabolic process. Gene Ontology annotation, molecular function: nucleotidase activity.